This is a messenger RNA of Coturnix japonica (Japanese quail), 2983 nucleotides long. Lineage: Eukaryota; Metazoa; Chordata; Aves; Galliformes; Phasianidae. The record is from RefSeq and is a predicted model, not a curated record.
GUCUGAUCUGCAGGUGGCAGAAUAUCAACCAGCAGCUCAAAGCUGUUGGGUUGAAAACCAAGCAAGCCUGGCCCAGCAUCUCAGUGGUGAAAGAGAUGGUGAAGCCUCUGGUUUGCUCUACUGAGUUUAGGCCCGUGGCUUGGUUGGAUACGGCUUUUUUGGGCCACUGGUUGUCAUCUUUGGGUGUUAUUUGCACUGUGUGAGCUCAAAAGCACGGUGCCUUUCUAGGACGUGCCAUGCAGUCAAAUGAGAGGCCCUCAGAAAUCGAGUUUCAUCUGAAAUCCCUGUCAACUGUUAGGCAAAUUUUGAGUGAGAACAGCUUUACAAACUGUGAGCGCUGGUUGUAAGAAGCAUCGCUGUUUUCACAUUACACAAAGCCUUCCUUGUUCAUCUGCUGAGCUUCAGUUUUGCUUCAGUGAGGGGAAAGAGAGGUUGUUAAUAACGUGUUCUUGUAAAGAAAUGCUGUUGCAGGAGACUCAGAAAAGGGACCUAAGCCUUCACUGUGGUCUGUUUCUGGCUGUUAUACAGGACCACUAUGCUGGGACACCAAUGGGAUCAGCCCUUCUGCUGCACUGCCUUCAUAGCUGCAGAAACCUCGUGCUUCCAGAGCCAGUCAUGCGACCCAUCUUCUGCUUCAGAACAACAGCCGCAACCUCGCCCCUAUCAAGGGGUCCGUGUCAAAGAGCCAGUGAAGGAGCUGCUGAAAAGGAAAAGGGGAAAUGUCCGUAAUGCCACUGCAGCAGCAGCCACGACGGUUGUUUUGCCCCACCAGCCGCUCCCUUCCUACUCACCAAUGGGCCAGCCAUGUAUCGAUGUGGAUGCUGCUGCCCCUGCACUACCCAGUGCAGAGGAAGGAGCCCUCUGUUCCAGCUGGCUCUCCCAGCCCUCUCCAUCAUCCCUGCAGCCUUUGACUCAGUGGACCACUUACCCCGACUACGUGUCCCACGAAGCAGCCAGCUGUCCUUACACUGCAGACAUGUACAUUCAGCCCAUGUGUCCCAGUUACACGCUGGUUGGACCUUCAUCUGUGCUGACCUAUGCGUCUCAGCCACUGAUCACCAAUUUUGCACCCCGAAGCAGCACCCCGGCCGUGGUGCCUCAACUGGAGGUGACGGAGCAGCAGCCACCCCUCACUUACUUCCCAUGGGCACAGCCGCUCUCAGCAUUGCCUGCCCCAACCCUGCAGUACCAACCAGCCUCUUCCACGCUUCCCACACCGCAGUUUGUGCCCCUGCCCAUCUCCAUCCCUGAGCCGGCCCCGCAGGAGCUGGAGGAUGCCCGGAGAGUCAUCGGCACGCUGCCCAUAGAGAAGCUGCUUCUAGAAGAUGAAGACAAUGAUACGUAUGUGUUAAACCACGCUCUCUCUGUUGAAGGGCUUUAAGUUGUUCAUCUUGGAUCCAGUCCUCGUGUACUCAGUGCUCCAAGUGGAAUCACAACAAGCAUUGAGUACAGAGGAAAUCUGGCCCAGGGGGUGAGGGCAGUGAGUUGACUUGAAGGUUUUAUUGUCCACUUCCAGCGCAGCGUGGCUGAGUGCUGAGUGAAACUUGCUUUGUCCUGGGGCCCAGCACCCAAAGUCUGUGUUGUUACAGCCCCAGCACAAGGUGACUUUCAUCUCACAGCCUGAAAUGGGCAAACCACAGCAUAGCCAUGGCCAGUGUAUGGUGAGGGUGCCCUCGCCUCUUAAGUGUUGGCAUGACCUUUCCAGUAGGACUGCUUUGUAGAGCUCAGUGUAAAUGCCUUGUGUGUCCCUUUGCUCUGUCUGUAGAGCUGUUUAUGCCACUAGAAAAUGUUCGGGGGCCUGAAUUGGUGUUUUUUGGACUCUAAAUUUCCACCUUGGAAAUGGGAGGCUGGUUCUGUGGCUGGUAAUGCUGUGUGUUCUACCAAUGGACAGAUCCUGGUCCCAUUGACGUCACUGAGAGUUUUGCCUGAGUCAGGAUUGCACAACAUGGCCCCAUAUCAGCAAAUCAUUGAGAAGACAGGGUCUUCCAAAAUCUGGACUUCAGCCUAACAAGAAAUUCAUGACAUUACUAUUAGCUGGCAAUGCUUCUGUUUCUUCUGUAGCAUUUGAGAAUGAAGUUGGUGGUGUGCUGAGCCAGGGAACCUCAGUGACCUCUCUUGUGCCUUACUGCUAUGGAAAGUUCCUCUUCACUGUAGUUUCCCAAGCUCACAGGUGCACACAUUCUCUUUAUGGCUUUCUGGUUUGCUUUCCCAGACAGUGAGUAGCUUUACCUUUUCCUCUGAUGCCGCUGUUAAUAUGGUUGUUGAUGUCCAGGAGUGCCGUGCCGCAUACAUACUUGUAGGAGAUGUACCCCCUUUUGAGCUUUGUUUAUCAUUACCUUAAGAAACCAAACGAACUGGAGGCUCUUGGCUGAUGAACACAAUUUCUCUGGGUUUUUCUGCUUUCUGAAGCCCAGGAUCUUUAACUGAAUUCAGUGCUUGUGAGAUUAUGCAAAGUAAUUUAUUGCAUUGCUGCCUGCCUGGUGCCUAGCACUCCAGUUGCCACCCAGGCAAUAUUUCAAGUAACCUUAAUGGUUUAUGCCUGAGUGAGGUUUGCAAGAUCAGAGCAAAAGUCUUGAGGACUUUCAAAGCAUAUUCCACUGCUUAAUAUUCACCAAUCUAGAAGACGUGAGCAGUAGAUCACAUAAGUGAUCAUAAAGUCACUUGAAAAUAGCAGUAGUCCAGGCGCAUUGAAAUUAGUGGCUUAUAUUAGCAGAAAAACCCAGCAAAGAAAUGAAUUAGAAGGAGUUUGGUUCACCACUGCUUACUCCAGCUUUACGAGCACAGAAUCACUCAGUAAAACUGGGAUAAUAGGUGUGUGAACCAAGCCCGUGGUUGCUAAGAUUGCAUUUGAUUUCCUUUCACUUCAAUGUAUGUAAAUUCUCUGUGUGGAUACCAAAGAUGAACUGCUUCAGAAUUUCUUUCUGGGUUGUUCUGGUUAGAAAAAGACAAAUUAUUCUCCAAUAAAGAUCUAUAGUAACUUCCA